Molecule: messenger RNA, 4308 nt
Organism: Spea bombifrons (plains spadefoot toad)
Lineage: Eukaryota; Metazoa; Chordata; Amphibia; Anura; Pelobatidae
Gene: MET
Product: MET proto-oncogene, receptor tyrosine kinase
Exons: 20
Coding region: 12-4148 (1378 amino acids)
Biological process (GO): cell surface receptor protein tyrosine kinase signaling pathway; regulation of cell shape; semaphorin-plexin signaling pathway involved in axon guidance
Cellular component (GO): membrane; semaphorin receptor complex
Molecular function (GO): transmembrane receptor protein tyrosine kinase activity; protein binding; ATP binding
Source: RefSeq, a predicted model, not a curated record
UUUAUGUCAAGAUGACGGUGACUGUUCCUGUUACUUCUGUUCUUGUAUUGCUGCUUGGUUUGGCACAGGAGUGUCUAGGACAAUGUGAGGAAGCCUCCAAAAUGACAGAGAUGGAUGUCAAUAUAAAAUACAGCCUCGAAAACUUUACCACUGAUUCGCCUAUACAAAAUAUGCUUCUCCACAGGGGCUAUGUGUAUGUUGGAACCAUAAACAGAAUCUACGUGUUGAAUGAAAACCUCACUAAGCUUUCAGAGUAUAAGGCUGGACCUGUGUUGGACCAUUCUAAUUGCUUACCAUGCAAAGACUGCAUGGUAAAUGGACAGUCAUCUAAUGCCACUUGGAAGGACAAUAUCAACAUAGCGCUACUGUUUAACGAUUUCUACGAGGAUCAAUUGAUAAGCUGUUGGAGUGCCCACAGUGGCGCCUGUCAACGCCAUGUGCUCAGCUUUGAAAAGCCUUGGGACAUUUCAAGUAAUGUUCAUUGCCUGUACUCAGCGCAUGUACAGAAGGAUACAGAUAAGUGUCCGGACUGUGUUGUUAGUGCCUUAGGAAGCAAGAUCCUCCUAACAGAAAACGAUAGAUUUGUUAAGUUUUUUGUAGGGAAUACGGUUAAGGAACCACAGUCUAAACUUCAUUCCAUUUCGGUGCGGCGGCUAAGAGAAACACAAGAUGGAUUUGAAUUUCUUGCGGAUAAGUCCUAUCUGGAUGUGCUUCCUCAGUACAGAGAGUCGUACCCUAUAAAAUAUGUUCAUGCAUUUGAAAAUAACAACUUUAUUUACUUUUUAACAGUGCAGAGAGAGUCCCUUGAUUCACAGGCAUUUCACACUAGAAUUGUCAGGUUUUGUUCUUCAGACCCUAAACUGCGCUCCUAUAUUGAAAUGCCCCUGGAGUGUAUAUUUACAGAAAAAAGGAGAAAAAGAUCAUCCACCAGAAAAGACAUUUUCAAUAUAUUGCAAGCUGCCUAUGUAGGCAAGGUAGGUCAAGCCUUGGCGGAGGAGAUGGGAUUAGGUUCAGGCGAUGAAAUACUUUAUGCUGUAUUUGCCCAAAGCAAACCAGACUCAUCGGAGGUCACUAACAGAUCCGCUGUGUGUGCUGUGCCUAUGAAGAUAAUAAAUGACUACUUUAACAAUGUGGUCGACAAACAUGGUACCAAGUGCCUGGAACACUUUUAUGGAAAGGACAGUCGAUUCUGUAAUAGCAAGACACUUCUAAGAAAUGCAUCCCACUGCUCAGGUCCAAUUGACGAAUACCGAGUAGAAGUCACCACUCCCUUACAACGUCUUGACUUGUUUAUGAACCAAUUUAACACUGUCUUGCUUACAUCGAUCUCUGUGUUCAUCCAAGGGACUCUCACUAUUGCCAAUCUGGGAACAUCUGGUGGACGUUUCAUGCAGGUUGUGAUAUCACGCUCGGGUCAAACAAAACCACACAUCAAUUUUCUCCUUGAUUCAAAUCCUGUUUCUCCAAUAGUAGUCAUCAACCAAACCUCCACUGAAAAUGGCUAUACACUGGUUAGCACAGGAAUGCAGAUCUCAAAGGUUCCUUUGAUAGGCUCGGGUUGUGAACAUUUCAAGUCCUGCAGCCAAUGCUUUUCAGCUCCUUCUUUUAUGAAGUGUGGAUGGUGCAAGAACCGGUGUUCCCGAAAGCAUAAGUGUUUGAAUGAAGAGUGGACACAAGAUUCAUGCUCUCCAGUUGUUCAUAAGAUUUUCCCAACUUCUGCCCCCUUGGAUGGUGGUACUUCAUUAACAAUAUGUGGAUGGGAUUUUUUUCUUAGUAAUAACAAUUUUGACUUUACAAAUACCAAAAUCCUUGUUGAUAAGGAAAAAUGCAAAAUAGAUGGAAAAUACAGUAACCAAAACAAGUUGGUGUGUAAAACUGCCUCUGUAAUCAGCCCCAAGUUUAACGUAAGCAGUAGCGUAUCAAAUGGAAAACAGGCUGCCAGCUUUAACACCUUUUCUUACGUGGACCCUGGGAUUUCAAACAUUAAUCCACAUUAUGGACCAAAAUCGGGAAGAACACUGCUUACUGUGAAAGGUCAUUAUUUAGACAGUGGUAGAGACAGGAACAUUUACAUUGGAGAAGAAAAAUGUGUCAUCAAAAGCGUAUCCAGUACCUUUAUAGAAUGCUAUACACCCAAGCAAACGACUGCUGCUGCGUUUCCCGUAACUCUACAAAUUGACAAUGCCAACAGAGAAACAAACAUAAAGUUUAUCUACAAAGAAGAUCCUAUUGUUAUCAAAAUCCAUCCAGCAAAAUCUUUCCUAAGUGGUGGGAGCUCCAUUACAGCCCAAGGGAUAAACUUGAAUGCAGUCGAUUCCCCAAGAAUGCUAAUCCAAUUGUCAAAACCAGAUUUACGCUACAAUGUGUCUUGUAUCCAUAGAUCUGCAUCAGAAUUAAUUUGCUGCUGUACCCCUUCCUUGAAAGAUUUAAAUCUGGAGCCACCCAUUUUCACCAAGGUUUCCUUCAUUAUGGAUGGAGUAACAUCUACUAACUUUGAAUUCACUUACGUACAUAAUCCUGUUUUUGAAACGUUCGAAAAGCCAUUCAUUGUUUCAAUGGGGAACAAACAUAUCUUAGAAAUAAAGGGAGAUCAUAUUGAUUCUGAAGCUGUGAAAGGAGAAGUACUGAAAGUUGGUAAUAAGAGCUGUGACAUUGUUCAAUCCAAAUCAGAUUCUGUCUCUUGUGCCAUUCCCACUGACCUGUUAAAAUCCAACAGCGAGUUAAAAAUAGAGUUCGUGCAAGGAAUAUCCUCUGUCGUCAUUGGCAAAGUGAUGGUUCAACAGAAUCAGGAUUUCACAGGAGUAAUCACUGGUGUCAUGGCUUGCGUAAUUCUUCUGUUUAUAAUACUGGGGCUUUUUGUGUGGAUUAGAAAGAGAAAACAACUGAAAGGUACAGGGGGUGAUCUGGUUCUGUAUGAUGGAAGAGUACAUACUCCACACUUGGACAGACUUGUGAGUGCACGGAGUGUUAGUCCAACCACGGAAAUGGUGUCAAGUGAAUCAGUAGACUACCGGGCCACCUUCCAGGAAGAUCAGUUUCCGCAUUCAUCUCAGAAUGGAUCGUGUCGACCAGCUCAGUAUCCCCAUAGGGACCUGUCUCCCAUUUUGUCAAGUGGUGAUUCAGAAAUAGCCAGCCCUCUGUUGCAGAACCAAGUCCACAUUGACAUAACUGCUCUAAGCGCCGACCUUGUGAAAGAAAUCGAGCAUAUAGUCAUUGGUGUGGAUAGCCUUCUAGUGCACUUUAAUAAAGUCAUAGGCAGAGGGCACUUUGGCUGUGUUUAUCAUGGAACUCUUUUGGAUACCGAUGGAAAGAAAAUUCACUGUGCUGUGAAAUCUCUGAACAGAAUUACAGACAUUGAAGAAGUUUCCCAGUUCCUGAAAGAAGGCAUCAUUAUGAAAGAUUUUAGCCAUCCCAAUGUCCUUUCCUUGUUGGGUAUCUGUCUGCCUACCGAGGGUUCACCUUUGGUUGUUUUACCAUUUAUGAAACAUGGAGAUCUACGAAACUUCAUACGGAACGAAACACACAGCCCAACAGUAAAAGACCUCAUUGGAUUUGGCCUGCAGGUUGCAAAAGGGAUGGAAUACCUUGCAAGCAAGAAAUUUGUUCACCGGGAUCUUGCUGCAAGAAAUUGCAUGCUUGAUGAGACUUUUACAGUGAAGGUUGCAGACUUUGGACUUGCAAGAGAUGUUUACGACAAGGAGUACUACAGUGUCCACAACAAAACCGGAGCAAAACUACCAGUGAAAUGGAUGGCUUUGGAAAGCUUGCAAACGCAAAAGUUUACUACAAAAUCUGACGUGUGGUCGUUCGGUAUACUGUUAUGGGAACUCAUGACAAGAGGAGCACCACCAUACCCUGAUGUGAACUCUUUUGACAUAACUAUCUACUUGCUACAAGGACGUAGACUACUACAGCCUGAAUACUGCCCUGAUCCACUGUUUGAAGUAAUGCUGAAAUGCUGGCAUCCGAAACCAGAACUACGUCCAACGUUUUCUGAACUGGUCUCAAGAAUUUCUUCUAUCUUCUCCACUUUCAUAGGGGAACAUUACGUUCUUGUUAAUACCACAUAUGUCAACAUAAAAUGCACAGCUCCCUAUCCCUCCCUUCUGUCCUCAGAAGAUAACAUGGAUUUCAACGUGGAAACGUGACCAAAUAUUACUACAGUUAUUCAAAUCGAAACCUUUUGUUAUUCUGGUUUUUACAUUUUAUUUUUUUAUUGCACUAGAAAAGAACUUUGCAAGUUUCUUGUUGCAGCUACAAAUUGCUGUAGAAGAAAUGGUACGAUAUUUCUUUCUUUUAUUUUGUGAU